This is a messenger RNA of Cannabis sativa, 1242 nucleotides long. RefSeq lists its product as uncharacterized. Lineage: Eukaryota; Viridiplantae; Streptophyta; Magnoliopsida; Rosales; Cannabaceae. Bases 1 to 1242 code for a protein of 413 amino acids. The transcript has a single exon. The record is from RefSeq and is a predicted model, not a curated record.
AUGGAUUUACAAGGUUUGGAAGAUCAAUGGGCAUCAUUGGAAUUGGAGGAAGAGGAUGAGGUUGGCUUAGUUGCUUCACGUGUCGAACAAGAAGAACUGGUCAUUGAUACUCGAUGGUGUCUAGUUGGGAAACUCCUUUCGGGCAGAGUUAGUGAUUUUGAUGCGUUUCAAAAUAUGAUGGCGUUCCUAUGGCAACCGGGCAAAGGAAUGUACGUAAAGGAACUGAACUCUAAUCUAUUUUUAUUUCAAUUUUACCAUGAGAUAGACAUUGAUAGGGUGAUCACAGGAAGUCCUUGGACUUUCAAUAAGAAACAACUUAUUCUCCAUAGAUUGAAGGAAGGGGAGAACCCCCGGAGUGUGAAUCUUCAUUUUCUUGAUUUGUGGGUUCAUAUAUAUGAUCUUGAACAUGGUUUUCAGUCUUUGAAAGUGGUCACGGAUAUAGGAAAUCUAAUGGGUAAGUUUGUGGAAUCGGAUAUCAACAAUUUUUCAGGCGUAUGGAGGGAAUAUAUGCGAGUUCGAGUGACAAUUGAUGUCGAUAAACCGCUGCGAAGAAGAAUGAAAAUAUUCCGGGAGGAUCGGAGUUGGUUUUGGGCAAACUUUAAGUAUGAGAAUCUCUCUACUUUUUGCUUCAUUUGUGGUAUAUUGGGCCAUUCGGAACGCUUUUGUCCGAAGUUAUUUCAUACACCUGCUCAUUUGAUCCAAAAGCCUUACGGGAUGUUCUUGAAGGCCAAUAGUAGGCGUACGGCUGAGAAGAUUGGAGCCAAAUGGCUCCGGUCAGGAGCUGUAGGAGGGAGUUCCGAGAGAGGGGAGGGGAGUUCGAGACCCGUAGCUCCGGCGAUGGCAGGGGGAGGUCCGACGGAGGAGAUUGGGGAGUUGAAUGGGGAGUUGAUUGGGGGAUAUGGAGAUAGUGGGCUGGCAACUAGAUUAGUGGAGGGGGGAGUUAAUAAUCGUGAUAUGAGGGAGAAAUUGGUGGAAGGGAAGUUAAUUGAGGGUGAUAAGGAUAUACAUGGGAAUAAUGGAGAGGAUUGUAUCAUUUAUAAUGAUCCAAAAAGGAAAAGAAUUGGGGGUAGGAUGGGUAGUGGGGUGGGCGGCCCAAGUGACAGUAAUGGGCCGAAUGGAAUUGGUAUGGCUAAAGGUGGGUUGACUAUUGUGGAUAUGGAACAAGAUGGACAUGUGUUGGGAAUGGGUCCAAAAAACGAUAUGUUGGCGGGUUCUGGGUUCCAGGCCCGCCAUUCAUCAUGA